Messenger RNA from Dicentrarchus labrax (European seabass), 1905 nucleotides. RefSeq names its product 4-trimethylaminobutyraldehyde dehydrogenase. The transcript is spliced from 12 exons. The coding region runs from base 128 to 1645 and encodes 505 amino acids. Gene Ontology annotation, molecular function: 4-trimethylammoniobutyraldehyde dehydrogenase (NAD+) activity; aminobutyraldehyde dehydrogenase (NAD+) activity. The record is from RefSeq and is a predicted model, not a curated record. Lineage: Eukaryota; Metazoa; Chordata; Actinopteri; Moronidae.
ACCGAGACGCGUUCAAAGACCACAUGAAGGUGUGUCCUGUCUGGAUUUAGGGGCGUGAAAUGUUCUUCAUCUGUGACCUGGCGUCCAGUCCGUCUGCAGAAGCGUUAACGGUCCUCUUCCUCUGACAAUGGCGCAGUCUAUUCUCGACACAAUGCCCGGAGCCUCCACGGGCACCGUGGUGGUCACGGAUCAUCUGAAUUUCUGGGGUGGGAAGCGGGUCCAACCCAGGCAGGAGAAAAACACAGAGCCCGUGUUCGAACCUGCGACUGGCCGUGUCUUGUGUCAGAUGGUGCCAUGUGGGUCGGAGGAGGUGGACGAGGCCAUAAAGAGCGCCCACGGUGCCUAUCUAAAAUGGAGAAAGAUGGCAGGCAUGGAGAGGGCACGGGUGAUGCUCGAGGCCGCCCGCAUUAUCAGGGAAAGAAGGGAGAAGAUUGCAAAGCUGGAAGUCAUCAACAAUGGCAAGACCAUCACUGAAGCCCUGGUGGAUAUCGAUAUUGCCUGGCAGUGCAUUGAGUACUACGCUGGCAUGGCUGGAACGCUCGCAGGCCAGCACGUCCAGCUUCCUGGCGGAGCAUUUGCUUACACCAGGAGGGAGCCCCUUGGUGUGUGUGUGGGAAUCGGGGCUUGGAAUUACCCCUUCCAGAUCGCGUCAUGGAAGUCUGCUCCUGCUCUGGCAUGUGGUAAUGCCAUGGUGUUCAAGCCCUCACCAAUGACUCCUGUAACUGCUGUCAUUCUGGCUGAGAUUUACAAAGAGGCAGGGGUACCUGACGGGCUCUUCUGUGUGGUGCAAGGUGGAGCUGAGACCGGCACCUUGCUCUGCCAUCACCCGAUGGUUGCCAAAGUCUCCUUCACUGGCAGCGUUCCAACGGGCAAAAAGGUCAUGGAAAUGUCUGCAAAGGGGGUGAAGCAGGUGACUCUGGAGCUUGGAGGGAAAUCUCCCCUCCUCAUCUUCAAAGACUGCGAGCUGGAGAACGCAGUGAAGGGCGCACUCAUGGCAAACUUCCUGACACAGGGACAGGUUUGCUGCAAUGGGACCAGAGUGUUUGUGCAAAGAGAGAUCAUGCCCCAGUUCCUGGAAGAGGUGGUGAAGAGGACUAAGGUCAUCCCUUUGGGUGACCCCAUGCUGGACGGCACCCGAAUGGGAGCGCUGAUCAGCAAGCCACAGCUGGAGAAAGUGCUGGGAUUUGUCAAUCAGGCCAAGAAAGAGGGAGCCAGAGUGCUGUGUGGAGGAGAGCCUUUUGUCCCCAGUGACCCCAAAUUGAAAGGGGGCUACUUCAUGUCACCCUGUGUGCUUGAUAACUGCAGAGAUGACAUGACCUGUGUGAAGGAGGAGAUUUUUGGCCCAGUCAUGUCUGUACUGCCCUUUGACACAGAGGAAGAAGUGAUCCGCAGGGCCAACAACACCACCUUCGGACUGGCCUCUGGAGUCUUCACCAGGGACAUUUCUCGAGCCCAUCGUGUGGCUGCAGACCUGGAGGCAGGGACCUGCUUCAUCAACAACUACAACAUCAGCCCUGUGGAAGUGCCAUUUGGAGGAUACAAGAAUUCAGGCUUUGGCAGAGAGAACGGCCAGGUGACAAUCGAGUACUACUCCCAGCUGAAGACUGUGGUUGUGGAAAUGGGCGACGUCGAGAGCCUCUUCUAAACUCCUCUCACAGUGUUUGCACUGCUGUGCCAGUACUGCACAAUCCCUGAUGCUAAACUAACUAACACAUGCGUGGGUGCGUGCGUGCGUGUGUGUGUGUGUGUGUGCGCGUGUGUGUGUGGAAGUAGAACCAAGAGCCUUAAUUAGAACUCCUGUGUGUGAACUGUGAAUUAGCAUUAGAGAAAAAAACAGACUUUUGUACUGAAACACUACUGGACACCUGACUCCUUUCUGUCAAAAUAAAAUGUUUUAGAUACAAA